AUGGUUACAUACGUGAAAAAUUUGAUUUUACCAUUGUCACGAUCAAUUAUCAUAAAUUUUACAUCAAUUCGCCAAAUGAGUGUAACUGCUGAAACAAAUUCUGUAAAAUCUUUGUUGUAUAAAGAAUAUGGAGAACCUGUAAAUGUCUUACAUGUUACAACACAAGCUAUUAAUAAGCCAGAAAAUAAUCAGGUAUCUGUAAAAUGGUUGCUAGCACCUGUUAAUCCAGCAGACAUUAAUACAAUACAAGGCAAAUAUCCAAAUAAACCACCUUUACCAGCUGUUCCUGGAAAUGAAGGAGUAGGUGAAGUAAUAGCUAUUGGAUCUAAUAUAAAACAUUUGAAUGUUGGUGAUAGAGUUAUACCAAAUGGUUCACAUUUAGGAACAUGGAGAACACAUGCAAAUUAUACUUCAGAAGAACUUAUGAAAGUUCCAAAAGAAGUUGGCACUAUAGAAGCUAGCAUGUUAAAUGUAAAUCCAUGUACUGCAUACAGAAUGCUUAAAGAUUUUGUAUCUUUGAAACCUGGAGAUACAGUAAUUCAAAAUGGUGGGAAUUCAGCUGUUGGGCAAAUGGUUAUACAAUUAUGCAAACUAUGGAAUUAUAAAUCUGUUAGUGUUGUGAGAGACAGACCAAAUAUACAAGAAUUAAAGGAUUAUUUGAUAAGUUUAGGUGCAGAUGAAAUUUUUACUGAAAAUGAAGUAAAAAAAACUCAGACUUUUAAAAGUAAAAAAUUACCCUCACCAAAAUUAGCUCUUAAUUGUAUAUGUGGACAAAAUGCAUUGGAAGUUUUAAGGCAUUUAGCACAUGGAGGUAUUAUGGUAACUUAUGGUGGUAUGUCUAGAGAACCUUUAACAGUUCCAACUUCUGCACUUAUUUUUAAGGAUAUAACAAUAAAAGGAUUUUGGAUGACAGCAUGGACAAAGGCAAAUAUGAAUUCGCUAGAGCGUGAAAGUAUGUUUAGUGAAUUAGGAGCUUUAUUUAAAGAUAAAAAAUUAAAAGCUCCACCACAUAAAUUAGUUCCAUUUUGUCAGUAUCAGGAAGCUGUUACAAAUGCAUUGAAUAUGAAUGGUCGAACUGGUAUAAAAUAUAUUUUGGAUAUGACUAAACCAUAA
Messenger RNA from Eufriesea mexicana, 1113 nucleotides. Its product is annotated as probable trans-2-enoyl-CoA reductase, mitochondrial. Lineage: Eukaryota; Metazoa; Arthropoda; Insecta; Hymenoptera; Apidae. The record is from RefSeq and is a predicted model, not a curated record. The transcript has 5 exons. Gene Ontology annotation, cellular component: mitochondrion. The coding region runs from base 1 to 1113 and encodes 370 amino acids. Gene Ontology annotation, biological process: fatty acid metabolic process. Gene Ontology annotation, molecular function: oxidoreductase activity.